CUACUACUAGAGUUUAAUUCCAGGAAGUGAGUAUAGUCCACUUGGCAAGCCAGUUGUGAAAUCUGGUGCUGCGCUACAAGCUUCAGGUGAGGCUGUGUUUGUGGAUGAUAUUCCAUCACCACCAAAUUGUCUGCACGGAGCGUAUGUUUAUAGUGAAAAACCAUUGGCAAGAAUAACAAGUAUGAAACUCAGGCAAGAAUUGGAACUUGAUGGAGUGAAGGGUAUCAUUUCAAGUAAAGACAUUCUGAAUGGUGGGGUGAACCUUGGAGCAAAGAUUAUAUUUGGAAGCGAGCCUCUAUUUGCCGAAGAGAUUGCUCAAUGUGUCGGUGAUUGUCUUGCCUUUGUGGUUGCAGAUACUCAGAAACUUGCAGAGUUUGCUGCAAAUUCCGCUUUUGUUGAAUACAGUAUUGAAAAUCUUGAACCACCUAUCCUAAGUGUUGAAGAUGCUGUUAAAAAAUCUUGA
Vicia villosa (hairy vetch) is the source of this 463-nucleotide messenger RNA. Its product is annotated as indole-3-acetaldehyde oxidase-like. Lineage: Eukaryota; Viridiplantae; Streptophyta; Magnoliopsida; Fabales; Fabaceae. Gene Ontology annotation, molecular function: iron ion binding; oxidoreductase activity. The coding region runs from base 182 to 463 and encodes 93 amino acids. The transcript has 3 exons. The record is from RefSeq and is a predicted model, not a curated record.